This is a messenger RNA of Paecilomyces variotii, 3366 nucleotides long. RefSeq lists its product as hypothetical. The transcript has a single exon. The record is from RefSeq and is a predicted model, not a curated record. The coding region runs from base 308 to 2965 and encodes 885 amino acids. Lineage: Eukaryota; Fungi; Ascomycota; Eurotiomycetes; Eurotiales; Thermoascaceae.
CUUCACGCGCUGAGCCGACGCAACCCACAUUCCAACACAUAGACUGGAGGAGCACCGGACCACCACAACAAAGGAGUCAGCGCACUGUGUUACUGCCAUGGCCUUCGAUGUUUUCCUCAUCAAUCGUUUCACGCCGCCGCCGCCGUUGUCUUCCAUGACAUCCCCCCUCCAGCAUCAAAGGUAAGUACGGUACGAGAGCUCCCAUUGAGCUCCGUCGAGUACGGAGUUGGCAUGACCACGCCAUCCCGCCUCUGAGAACUGUCGACAAGAGAAGGAGUGGAGAGAAAGGAGCGCGGAGCAAGACAAGAUGGUCGCCGUCACAACCGUCAUCGCCAUUGCAGUGAGCUGCUCGGUCCUGUUCAUCGUGGCCGUGUCCGUUGGGAUAGUCGUCUGGUUACGCCUUCGACAUGAUCGACUAUCACUGGCGAUGGCUGAGGCCAGAGGAGUGAGAUACACGCGUCGUUCUCAUAGCGCACUCGGCAGUAUCACCGAUCUCUCACGGGACAUCUCUUCAUUGCGAUCCCACGGACAGCUCCCCUAUGCGAUCCCCUAUGAGUGGACGCUGCUGGGGUCCAAGGAAAGCUUUCAUUCUCCAAAAAAGUUACAACAAAACAGCGGUACAGAGAAGGUCCAGAAGAGAAAAUCUCUGCGACAUACACUAUCCAAAGCAAAAUCGCAACGGGGACUGCUCCAGAAGCCGAUCCCUCUUAGUUCCCUGACGACAAUGCCAACCAUGACAACAAUGACAGACAUGUCAGAGAAGGCCCCAACAAUCAAAGAACCCGACCCAAAGGAAAAGGAGCCUGUAUCGACUAUAGAAGGCGUUUCAGAGCUCCCUGCAGAACAGACUCCGCCGCAUACUCCUGGCAGGGAGAAGGAAAAGGAGAGCGUUCCAGACCUUAUGUCAGGUCGUCCAGCAUCAACCGCCUGGCCUCUAGCCGUUCAAGCACAACGGUCGAGUAUGAUGCCGCAGUUUGACAGUCAGUUUGGGAUGCUUGAAUGUCCAUCUUUGAGGGUACACGGGGGCAGUAUUACUGCACAGUCUCCAGGAGCAGCCCCAGAACAGCCAAUGCCGCCUCCGCCAGUUGCUCACCUACCAAACCGCUAUUACAUGACCAAAAACGAUUCCCUAAUGCGAUUGUCAUCGUUGAGUUUGGACACCGCUGAUAGUUCCAUUCUGGACGAUGGCAGGAGAACUUCACUGUCGGGGGACAGCGAGUGGAACUCGCCAGCUUUGCCACCAUGUCCAACAUUCGGUUCAUACAAUCAAUACACUGCAGCAUCGACAGAUCGAAAUGCCAGCCGCUUUGCUGCAGAGAGAGGUUCUCUUUCUCGCAGACAACCUUCGCUCAAUCUCCAAUUCACUCAUCCCGCGCCUAACUAUCAUCGCAGAACGGACCCGAUGGGAUAUUCUCCCCGUAGGAGUCUGACGACCCGACAACCUGGUUAUCCGCUGGAAAGAAUCAGUGAGAUUCCACGCAGGAGCGGCACAGUCCUCGCGCCUCCACGUCGCCGGGAGACUGCUUCUACCCGACCGAGAUCGCAAACCACCAGCGCACAUCCUUCUCCCAACUCGUCACCCAUAUUCUCAACCACUGUCGGUCGAGAUACAUUCACCCAAUACCAAGUCCCUCCGCCACAAAGACAUACAAUGUACGACGGCCACCGGGCAAGAACAGACCAAUUAAUUGAUCCCGCCAUACUCAGAGUCAUCACAAGGGGCGAUAGUAUUCCUGACAAUACGAUGGCAACCCAAUCAUUGAAUAACAGCGGCUUACGCUUGAGAGAUAGCCCAGGAAAGGCGCCCCUCCAUUCGGCUCUGAAAGGCUCACAGGCCGCCCGGAAGGGACAUAGAAGGCAGAACUGCGUGCGCAUAUCGAUACAUCCGCCAAUCACUUUUGGAGGGCCAGUAUUUUCGCCUAUGAUCGAAGAACCCGAGGAUAUCUAUGAUCUUGAAAAGGGCAAGGGUAGAAUAUCCGAUCCGCCUGGUUCGAACCGCAGUUCAUUCGCCUCCCAGAGCAGUCCAUCGAAACGACGUAGCCGACACCAGUCAGCUGAUGUUGCUCAGAUAAUUUCUCAAAAACUGGCAGAAUCUCCAGACGUCAACUCUCACCAAGCAUCGUCGAAUACGUCCCGCAAAAGGCGACAUUCGCCGAGCGAAUUUGGCGAUGACCCUUUCAAGGGCGACAACGGAAAGGGUGUUCCCGAGAUGUUCUCUUCUGCUUCUUCUUUGGGAUAUAGCCUGUCGAGAACACCAUCUCCGCAGAAGACGGAACCUUUGUGGACAAUUCCCUACGAUCCGAUUUCUCCCAAGUUGUUCACCAACUCUCCCGUGGGUAGUCCACGACGUUCGGCGGUCAGAGGGCCUCGAAGCCAACCCGCCAAGUCAGCGAGAAAUAGCGUUUCCUCUGUAGGGACAGUGAAUUCGGCAGCAGUGUCACCACUUUUUGGAUCAAGGAACAGAAAUCCUCCCUCGAGACGUCCGAGCAACAAGGAUAGCGGCAAACUGACCAUAGCACAACGUCGAUUAAACACCGAAACCAAGGACCUGACUCUGGAGCAUAUCCGCAAUCUGUCGAAAGGGAACAGCUACACCCCAAGCCCUCGUAUGAUGCCGGGUAUGACAAAGAAAGGCCUUGCCACAAGUGCCAGUGAUAUAAGUAUCUGGGAGGAUGCCAGCGUAACGACAUCACCCACUAAACUGUCACCAACGAAAGGGACCACGUUGUCUCCAAUCGGCUCGGAAGAUCUAGACACCUUUAACACCAACGCCAUAGCUUCACCCAGGACCGAACCACCACCCAUUGCAGGCAAGAAAAGAAGCAGAGCAUCUGUCAUGUCGACGGAGAGCAGCACACCUCAAGGCUUUACGCUCACAACGCCCAAGGGCAAGACGAUGGGCCUAGGUAUUGGAUGUGCAACGCCGGCGAGUCUAUACGAUCGAGACGGCUUUCUGAAGGAAUAAUCAACAACACUCCUUUUUUUUUUUUUUUUUUUUUUUUCUUUCUUUUCAACUGAUUGCAUCUGGAACCAUGUUUGGCUUCAUAUUUUCUUGCUAACCCAGUUGGGGUCUUAUCGGCGCAUGUCAGCCGGAGUUUAUCUCUUCUUCUUCUUCUUAUUCAUUGUGUUCUAUUACCCCCAUUCUGUUCACUCCCGAUUUUAUUUUAAUACUUCGAGUACUUGCGUUGCAGCGCUUGAUUUGUGCUCGUGUCGAGACUUCAGUUUUAACAAGAAUACGCUUGCAACAUCUUGCUAGUGAUGUUCAGAUAGGUGCAUCGUAUGUAGUAAAUUAAAUUAUCUAGUGUCAUAUGCUAAGAAGAGCCCAGGAACCAAGUCUGUAGGAGGAUGUACUUAGCAAAUUGCCUU